Molecule: messenger RNA, 720 nt
Organism: Fusarium fujikuroi IMI 58289
Lineage: Eukaryota; Fungi; Ascomycota; Sordariomycetes; Hypocreales; Nectriaceae
Product: PAD1-Phenylacrylic acid decarboxylase
Exons: 1
Coding region: 1-720 (239 amino acids)
Molecular function (GO): carboxy-lyase activity
Source: RefSeq, a predicted model, not a curated record
AUGUUCACGGCAACCGAUGGCAAUGCUCCCAAGGCAGGAAAUUACCAAUCUGAGAAAGACAAGGCCAGCAAUGGAUCUCAGGGAGCUCCCGACGCUGCCGAAUACACUGGCGCCAACAUAUCAACAUCACCAAACCCUCGUUUGCGUCGAAAAAGGAUCGUAGUGGGAAUAACUGGUGCCACUGGUGCAAUCCUCGGAAUCAAGAUACUCAUCGCACUGCGACGGCUAAAUAUUGAGAGCCACCUCAUUAUCAGCAAAUGGGCUGAGGCAACCAUAAAGUACGAAACAGACUAUUCACCAAAGAACGUGCGUGCUCUCGCAGAUUAUACCCACAGCAUCAACGAUAUGGCAGCCCCAGUGUCGAGCGGCUCUUUUAAGACAGACGGCAUGAUUGUAGUACCUUGUUCAAUGAAAACAUUAUCUGCAAUAAGCUCCGGCUACUGUGAUGACCUGAUCUCUCGGACCGCAGAUGUUAUGCUGAAGGAGCGGAGGAAGCUGGUACUGGUGGCAAGGGAGACUCCCUUGAGCGACAUUCAUCUACGCAACAUGCUAUCCGUCACGCAAAGUGGUGCGAUCAUAUUCCCACCAGUGCCAGCUUAUUACAUCAAGGCCUCUAGUAUAGACGGCCUUACAGACCAGACCGUGGGACGCGUGUUGGAUUUAUUUGACCUCGACACGGAUGAUUUCGAACGCUGGGAAGGAUGGAAAAAGACAACAUAG